Molecule: messenger RNA, 8267 nt
Organism: Liolophura sinensis
Lineage: Eukaryota; Metazoa; Mollusca; Polyplacophora; Chitonida; Chitonidae
Product: bromodomain adjacent to zinc finger domain protein 2B-like
Exons: 41
Coding region: 375-6641 (2088 amino acids)
Cellular component (GO): chromatin
Molecular function (GO): DNA binding; protein binding
Source: RefSeq, a predicted model, not a curated record
UUUCAGUGAUGGUUUCAAGAGUAUUUCAUUCAUGAAAACCCGGUUUGUUGUGGUCAUGAAAUCUAUACAGAGGUUUACUUUGUUCGAAAUCUUGUAGUUACUCGCCCUUUUCACCCCUCUUCUUUGUCACAAAUUACGGCCUAAAACUGGUUACAAAUGCCAAAACAGUGUUAGUUAUGAUGAGAUAAGACACCAAGCUUGCUGAUCGUGUGGUUUAUUGUUGAUAUGUGCCGGUGUAGUGAUGGAAUUCAGCGCGUCAAAUCGUCAGAGAGAUGAAGAUUGAAAAGAUACUCAUUUCCGAUGUUGAUGCGUAAGAAGAAGCAUAGCUAAACAUCGAACAGGUGUGUGACAGAUACACCCAGCUCUAUACUGCUAUGGAGAAGGGAGAGAAAUCUUCACCCAGUCCCAGCAGGGGGCUCAACUACUUUGACACAGCCAAUCUUCUGGGCCCCUCUCCGUUCAGCUCGUCUGCCGCUCUGGCCCCACCGUUUGCUCACCUGGCUCAUAUCCCCAGCGCUUUUUCCAUGUUGGGGAGGAUUCCACCAUUCCCAGCUCCCCCUCCAUUCGGAGGCCUAGGUGCACUCACUGACCCUUUGAGGGCAUCCAGCGCUCUUGCACACAGCUCAUGUUCAUCCACAGGCUCCUUCCUACACAACGCGUUCACCUCUACAUCUCCAUUAUCGAUGGUAUCACCUCUGAAAUUGACAUCCUCAUCACUCACAUCCCCCUCUUCGUCCAAAGCCACAUCUUCCAAGACCAGCAAUUCCUCAGCAGUCACGAGUAGCAGCAGCCGUGGCAGUGGUCACCAUUGCUCCCAUGGACACAGCAGGAGUUCUCCCAUGAAGGAGUCGUCGGGACGAUCUCGUGGUCGUCACAAAUCCUCCAACUCCCUGGCCACAUCUACAUCGGCCUCUUCUCCCAAGUCUGACAGUUUCCUGCUCUCUGCUGGGAAGAAGUCAAACUCUGCGUCUCCCCUCUCCAUAUCAUCUCUUCUCUUUAAGAAUGACCAUUCACAGAGCUUGGGAGAGAAAAGAAGUGAGAGUGACAGUUUAUCUGAUGCCAGUUCUCCCAGCAGUUUGAGCAGUGAUGAUAGCUCGGGAAGUAGUGGAGAUGAGAAGGAAGACAGUUUUAACAGGAAGAAGAAAGGACGCUCUCGGAAGUCUUCAGAUAGAAAUUCUCAAGGCAGCGCUGUAAUCCAGAUUGAUGGAGCAAAGAAGCAGCUUAUGGCUGAUCAGAUACGGCAAAAAAUGCAGGGCAAGUUAACCAUGCCCCCACCCUCAAUCAUGGGACGGUUAGAAAGGCAUCGAGGUAGAGGACGACCUCCUCGUAACUCUGUUGUCUCCAACAUGGACCACAGCAAUGAGGAUCAGAAAAUGAGACAAGAUCUGAAGAAGCAGCUUGAAGCAGAGCUGAAACAACAACAACUAAAACUGAAACUUCUGAAACAUGCGCAAACCCAGAAAGACAAAGAGGCAGCUGCCAGAGAAGACCUUAGCAGGCCUCUCAACUUACAGAAGAAUGCUGGGAAGGGAAAGGGCAGUGUUGAGAAAACGUCACAGGUGCUCCCAUAUGGUAAUGAUGUGGAGAAGGGGAGUGACAUGGAGAGACAUUUGGCCAAGAUACGAAGCGUCAGCGAGGGAGGAUCGGAGAGUAAUCACUCUGAUGUCAGCUCAGACAGUGACAUGGAUAAUGAUGAUAUGAACAGUGGUCUGGGGUCCAGUGGGGAUAGUGAUAACUCCGAUCCAGGCAAGUCCACCGUCAGUGAGGGCAGUGCUUCCCCUUCCAAGCGGGGAGCAGAUACAUCCUCUGAUAGUAAUGCACCACACAAGCGCCGGCGGGUAAUGGAUGAGAAAGAGCUUAGAAUACCGCUGGAGCACGGAUGGAGGAGGGAGACGCGAAUCCGUACUGUUGGCUCAAGGGGAAUCGCAGGCGAAGUCCUCUACUAUGCCCCGUGUGGAAAGAAACUGAAGACCUAUCCUGAUGUAACACGGUAUCUUGAAAAAAAUGGCAUAACUGAUUUGACUCGAGAAAACUUUACAUUCAGUUCCAAAUACAACAUCGGUGAUUUUAUGGAGGCCAGACAUGGUGAAAAUGGCUUCACUGUGCUGUCAGAGGAGGAAGUGAUGGGGCGACUAAUGUGGGCAGAGAAAAGACGGAAUCAAUCUGGACGAUCCUCACAACGAAACGACAGAAGACGGCUGGCUCACGAUGUGGCUCGUCAGGCUGUGGAGGUCAAACUGAGGAAGAAGUUAGAACAGCAAGAUAUGGCCAGAAGAAGUGCCGAGAUGAAAUUGUUGAGGAAAUUGGAAAAGCAGCGUCAGAAGGAAGAGGAAAGGCGAAACAAGCAGCUCAAAGUCAUGGAAAGGAAAAAACAGAAGAACCAGAUAAAAAUGAUGAAACAACAUGAGAAGCUUCAGAGGCAGGAACAGAUGAGGAUGGAGCGUGAGAUGCGGGCUCAACAGAUUUUAGAGGCUCGCCGACGUCGCAAAGAAGAUAUUGAAAAGUUACGCUACGAAGAGGCUUUGCGUAAAGCGCAGUCAAACAUGUUGUGGUACCAGCUGGAAAGAGAUCGUGAAAUGAAGAGACAACAAGCCGUGUUAAUGAAGGAACAGGAAAGAGAAUGGCAGAAACAGAUGAUGCUAAUCGCUAACAUGGAAAGGGAAAGGAGACGUCAACACAUGCUGUUAGUGAAGGCCUUAGAAGCCAGGAGAAAGCAAGAGGAAAGAGAAAAAGCCAAAGAAGAAAAGAAGGCAGAAAAGAUCUUUAUCAGAGAAAAGAAAGUGGAACAGAAACGCCUAGAAAUGCAGCUUGCUCAGGAGUUGAAACAACCAAGAGAGGAUUUGGAGCUAAGAGACCUCAAGCAAUUGCCUGACUUGAACCGGUUGCCAGGAGUUAAACUGCCUGGCCAGGCUCUGGCAGAUUGUAUUAUGGUCCUGGAGUUCCUGAACAACUUUGGGGAGGCUCUUGGAUUCGAUAGUACGUCCAUGCCAAAUCUAGACACCUUGCAGAAGGGACUGAUGAAUGACAAUGAGGAUGACGUAGAGGAACUUAUGUCCAUUAUCACCCACCUGGUACAGUUUGCUAUAGAUGACCCAGGUGUUCCUAAUCCCAAAGAGGCAUUAACGAAGAUGGGUCAGAAGAUCACGGACCUGGAGGUGACAGACACUGUAGUGUCUGAGGUGUUACGUGUGUUCGUCAAAGCCAGGGCAGGCAAGCAGCAUGAGCUGUGCAAGUUGCUUGAGGACAAACCUAUUGAGGCCUUAAACUCCACCCAGAAGGCAGCUAUCCUUGCCUUCCUAUGCAAUGAAAUCCUCUGUAGCAGACUCAUCACCAGUGAAAUCGACAACAACAUUGAAACCAUGUCUAACCUUCGCAGGGACAAGUGGGUAGUGGAGGGAAAGUUAAGAAAGUUGCGAGUGGUCCAUGCUAAAAAAUUCAACCGUCCGGAGCAGAAGGCAGCUGCUCAGCUGGAUAAUUCAACGAUAUCAAACAGCAGUAUUGGUGGAGAAACUGACACAGAGACUAACAUGUCACAGCCUAUGAUGGAGACGCAGAGCAGUAAGCAGGGCAGUGAUGAAGAGGAUGAUGAGAGUGGUAAUGAGAGUGAUGCCACCAAUGUGACUGGCAAUAACUCUGAGGAGGAGGACCCUAUCACGGCAGAGGAAUGUGAGAAAAAGAUUGAGAAGCUUACAAAACAACACAGUCAGUACCGUAACAAAGUGUUCAGUGCGUCUCACAAAUUGAGGGGGACGUGUUUUGGGCAGGAUCGUUACAAGAGGUGGUACUGGGUGUUACCCUAUCUAGGGGGUGUGUUUGUGGAGGGUCUAGAGUCUGGGGAACUGGGUGGUCGGUUUGACUUCACGUCAACCAGUAAGCUGUGUAUGAUAGACCAGAGGACAGAUGAGAUGAAACAGAGGCUGGAGAAGUGUAAGCUGGAAAUCCAGAAGCUGGAGAAUGGGGAGCUGGAAGAGGAGCAGCGGCUGGUGAAAACAGAGCCCAUGGAUGUCAGUGAGGAAAAUGUCAAACCCUGUCCCAAGCUCGAGGCUGACAGUGAGAAACUGACUCCUAAAGCUGAAGUUAACGGCCUUGAGCACACUACUUCUAAUUCUACCUCAGAAAGUCAGAACCAGCCUAACGACAAAUCAUUGUGCAAUGGCGAUGUGGACGCUGGCUCAAAUCACGUACCUGUGUGUAAGCAGGAGGGUGUUGUGUGCGAAAAAGACACAGAAUCAAGUUCUCAUUUAUCCCAAGAAAAGGCAGCUUCAAAUAAUUUAUCAGAUUUGUUGAACUCCAAACCAGAAGUGUCAUCAGACGAGACUUGUGUUAAAACCAGCAGUCCUGUUAUAACAUCCAUGCCUCUCACAAACGGGACCGCAAGCUCAGAGUCUAGUGUAACAGAAUCCAAGCCUAGCUUUCUCAGUAUAGACUCAAUGUUGAAGAAGGAAGACACUGGGCCAACACUUCAUAACAACCAUUUCCUCCCACCAGGUCUUCUGCCUGAUGGACCUUUCUCUGCUGAGCAAAUGCUCAAGAACUUGUCUGACCGACAGAACCACAAGCCUUGGUUCAGUAUUUUACCCCGUCUGGCUUGUGACGGCUCGGCGGGUGACCAUUCAUCAGAUUUACCCAGAGCACAGCUCAAUUCAUCCAUGUCAUUUCUAUCUCCUGUGCCAUUCCGAGCAUUUCAAAUGCACAGCCCAACAUUCAGCUCAUUCCAAAUGGGUCAGAUUGGAGUUUCUCAGUCUGAUUAUAAUUUAUUACCUCUAACCCCAAAGAGUUCCACCCCAGGAGGAGAUUCCUUUAAAGUGCCCAACACCCCAGGAGAGUGCCCCACCACAUCCAACUCUCCCGCUCCAUCAGACCUGCUCAAGUAUGAACCCGCAGAGCCCAUUCCCAUACCUGAAGACUCUCAGCGAGGUUGGUGGCGUAUCACAAAUCCAGAUCACUUCAAAAGUCUUGUCCGAUCCUUACAUCCUAGAGGCAUUAGAGAGAGAGACCUCCAGAAAGCUUUCCAGAAGAGUUUUGACUUCGUGUGCCAGUCCUGUACGAAAGGAGACAAAGAAGCACUGGUGAUUGAGGAAACCAAAGAAGAAGAUGAUGACACCAAAGAUGAGGAUGAAGAUGAAGAGGAGGAGGAGGAGGAGGCGGUGCAGGAAGAGGAGGCCACAGAGACCAAAGAGGAAGGGGAGGAAAAGAUCAAUGACAAAGAGGAAUCAACAGACGAGAAGGUGGAGGAGGAUAAGUCCGCAGUGAGUCCACCUGAUUCCUCUGCCCCACCACCUCUCACCGCCCCAGACCCAGAUGACCCAGACGUCUGGGACGCCACUGUGGCGUUUGAGAUUGAGUCGUCAGUGCUGGAGGAGGUGGAAGCCAUGGAGGAUCGAAUCUUUACAGCUAGCUUGCAAGUCAAGGGCUGGAAACUGCCAGAAAAAAUAGCUGAGAUGACUGAAGUGGAAACUGUCAGCCGUGCGAACACAGUUCUUAAGGAGACGCAGGUUUAUCCUCUUGAGGUCGCCAAGGACAAACUUCUCAAACUAGAAAAGAACAUAGAACGAAGAUACCUCAAACCACCGUUCUCAAAAAGUGUACAGAUUAAGCUGGAGAACAUAACUACCAAGUUGGCCGAGGCAAAUAGUGCUGAGCGUCGAAGGAUGGAGGAGGAUCAGAAGGAGGAUCAAGAGGAGUCUGAGGAGGAAAAGGAAGAACAGAAGGAUGUGAGUAAGGAGAAGCUGCCAGCGGGACUGGUAUCCUGGAGGUCAGCGGUCUCCACCGCUACCUCCCCGGCACAACUGGCACUCUGUCUCUACCAGCUCAACAGAUCCAUCGCUUGGGAGAAAUCCAUCAUGAAAGUGUUGUGCCAGCUGUGUCGUAAGGAUGACAAUGAGGCGGAACUGCUUCUGUGUGAUAGUUGUGACAAGGGCUACCAUACCUACUGCUUCAAACCAAAGAUGGUAUCAAUUCCAGAUGGGGACUGGUACUGCUAUGAAUGUAUCUCAAAGGCCACUGGUCUUCCUCACUGCGCUGUGUGUGGAAAGAAGACAGGAAAACUGCUGGAGUGUGGCACAUGUCCCCGUGCCUUACACAUGGACUGUAUGGAAUCUCCACCAGCCAAAGCACCGAAGAAGUGGUUUUGUCCCUCCUGUGUGGCAGAGAAGUCCAAAAACAAGAAAAGCAAGAAAAAGGCCAAGAAAGAUGAAAAGGCUGCUAAAGAAACGAAGAAAGAUAGAAGAGACCCUGAAAGUGUUACGGAGACUUCAACACCAGAGCCCAAGACAAAGAAGGGGAAAACCACACCUGUUGUUGACAGCACCAAAGACUCAGAGGACCUAGAGCCAUGCAGAGUGUUGUUACCAGAGAUGGAGAAGCAUGAAGACAGCUGGCCAUUCCUACAGCCGGUCAACACUAAACAGUUCCCUCAGUACAAGAAGUACAUCAAACAUCCAAUGGACUUCAGUACAAUGAGGACUAAGCUCAAGGAGAAUGUGUACAAGUCCCGCGGAGAGUUUGCUGCUGAUGCCCGCCUGGUCUUCAACAAUUGUGAAACCUUCAACGAGGAUGACUCAGAAGUGGGGAAAGCUGGUCACAACAUGAGGAAACUGUUUGAGCAACGGUGGAAAGAACUGUGUUCACAGAACAGCUAGCCUACAUCUGUGAUAGCGUCUCAGCUCAUAUAUACCACCUGUGCUGUACUGACUCACCCCUCUCAUUGUCAUCAUCGUCAUCAUCACAUGGACUUGUUGCCAGUCAUCAUCCAUCUUACCAUUACUGGAGGUGAAUCCUGAAACGACUUACUUUUCUAUUGGAUCUGCAUGGGCUAUUGGCUAUACCAUGAUAGCAGAGGAUGGUUUAGACUGAUCAAGCUGCAUGCUUAAUGCGUCUGUUUUCCUGUGCCUGGAGUCCUCCAUGCACCCUGACCCUGGCAUCUUGUUGUUCAGCCUGGUCCUCUAUCCCUGUAGUGAUGUGUGCUCAGGUGAUGUCAGAGGCAAGAUGUCAAGUGUGCUCAGGGGAAACUACUAUCUCCUGUACUUGAUGUCAACAAAUGUGCAAUGUUAGGUAGAAGUCACAUUUUACACUCAUAUUCCAUGUGGAACUUUACACUCAUAUUCCGUGUGGAACUUUACACGUGUCGUUGGACUCAUCUUCGAUAUUGCUGAAGUUUAUAAAUGUGUCUGAUAUUUUUUUGCCACGAUUAAUAAAUAUUUAUAUACUUUGUCCUUGCUAAUUUAUGUGGGAUGUGAGGAGUGGAUUCCCUGUCAUCAUCCCUUUCAGUGCUGAUUGUAUGGUAAACUUGACUGUUAUCAGUGAUUGAGGUUAAGUUAUUGUUUUCUACCCUUGUGUACAUUGUUAAAUUAUUGUUCAGAUGUGCAGAUUGUUUUCUGGUAUUGGUAUACUAUAAAACUGUUAGAUGGUGUAUGUGAUCAGCUGUAAUGUCCGUCAGAAGGUUACUGAAGUGUAGCUGUGGUCAGUACUCUCCACAGUUUACUUUGUGAAAGUCAUAAACAUUUUUGAAGCAUAUUGGUUUUCUGAGUGUGUACAAACAGCGUAUCUGAUGGUAUAAUAUACUGCAAGUCUGUCUGACUGGGCUCUGUUUUUGGGGAGCAUUCGUGAACAUAAGUAAUCAAUGUUUUAGAUCAGUCUAUGUUAUUGUUAGUAUUGUAGAAAUUUGCCUUGUGAUAGGUUCUAGGUGUAGUAUGUUUCACUGAAAAGAAUGACUCCAGCUGAGAGCUUCAGUAAGGUAUAGUAUACUGCACAUAACUGGAUGUAGUAUGACAAGUUUUUAUAGACAAGAGUUGUCAUUGCAUCAGAUUCCUCAGUUGGCCAAAUUUUAAAUUCAACUUUUAUGUGUUUUUUUUUUUUUUCUCUUGGCAUAAUACUGACUAGGCUGCUCUGUAAGAGUUAUUUUUCAAAUACAUGUAUUGUAGAAAUGGUUCAGUAGAUCUGUGAUAUGUUAAAGAGAUCAUGAAUUUUAAAGUAGCUUAGCACAUGACUAAAUGAUUGAAAUAUUCUGUGGUGAGUUUAUCAUGCUGGCAACUUGACUAUUAAGGAUGAAUUUACAGUAGGCGUGUCAUGUAAAGAACCUGUUAUGCCUGGCCACAUUAUCUGAUUCUGAAAUAGGACCAAUACAAGAAGUUGAUGUACAACCAAGCCUUCUUUUGCUUGUGUGUUGAACGUGAGGGCUUGACAAGCAAGUACAUGUAGAUAUCCACAAGAGCGAGCGUGUGUAUGAGAUAUUGUCGAUCUGCAGGACUGCUUUACCAAACCUUAAU